UCAUCUUUAAAAAUUAACUAAGCUUUUUAUUUAUCAUCGUUAAGGUCAUUUUGACAGGAGCCGUAAAUUAAAAAUAAUAAAGUUGUCAAUGUGGUGAUUUGUGGACUUGUUUAUUUAUUGCAGAAAAUUAAUAAAAUACGGAUUUUAUUUACGAAAAUCACUAGCAUUUACAUAAAGCUUGAUACAUUCCUGCGUUCAUUUUCUGUACACAUCAAUUCAAGCGACGGCGCUCUACAGCCAUCGAUUCAUUGUCUUCGAGAGACCGAAGGUGAUCGGAUUAGAUGGCAGUGGAGUGGAAGACGCGGCUGCGCUGGCACACGGGGCUCAAUGCGGACUCCGUGGAGUGGUGCCCCGUGGAGCCCUACCGGCACCUGCUGGUCUGCGGCUGCUACCACCUAUCUAAUGAAGAUAAAGAAAAAGAAGCUGGACCAACGAAGCAAAAGAGACUUGGGAAAAUUUACCUCUUUUCCAUCAACCACGACACGACUGCUCUUGUCCCAAUCCAGGAGAUAAACACAGUCGGUGUUCUGGACCAGAAGUGGUGCUACCAUACUAUCCAGGAUUACCCAGUGCUAUGCGUCGUCAAUUCUCAAGGCUUCGUAGAGCUGUACCGACUCUGUGAAGGGACUCGCCUUGAACUGUGGUUAAAAGAAUCAAUCGGUACCGCAGAGGAUAUCCUCGCUCUAUCUGUCGAUUGGUCCACUAAUAAGACCGCGUCUGACAAUCCGAUGCUGGUGGUCAGUGACUCAGAGGGUGCUGUGACGGUACUGCAGAUUGGAGACGAUGGCCUGAAGAAGGUCGGGACGUGGGCCACUCACGGCUUCGAAGCGUGGACAGCUGCUUUCAACUAUUGGAAUCCGGACGUGUUUUAUUCAGGAGGAGAUGACACCUUGUUCAAGUGUUACGACAUCAGGGUGUCUGACGCAGCUGUGGCCACGAACAAAAGCCACGAGGCUGGGGUCACGUGUGUGCGGAAACACACUGAUAUGGAGUACCAGCUCUUGACUGGAAGUUACGACCAAAGAGUGCGAUUAUGGGACACGCGGGCCCUAAAACGGAGUGUCACCGAGAAGCACGUUGGAGGCGGCAUCUGGCGGCUAAAAUGGCACCCCUACCGCCCAGACACCAUACUAGCGGCCUGCAUGUAUGGGGGGUUCCGUACGCUACAGGUUGUCGACGAGGUGUCGCUAUCCGUAGCCUCCGAGUACAAGGAACACGAGAGCAUAGCGUACGGCGCGGAUUGGAUGUUCGACGAAAACUCUUUGGUGGCCACUUGCUCGUUUUAUGAUUGCAAACUGCAUGUAAGUGAAGUUUGUUAGAAUGUUAAUGAAAAUGUUAUAAAAUAUAAAAAUAAGUACACUCCAUUUGGAUUCAAACUGUAACAACUAAUCGCUAAUAUUUUAUGUAUAUAAAAAUAAUAAAAGCACAAAUGUACUAUGAUUUUGUGUGUAUAUUUAUUAUCCUUUGAACCGCUUAAGCCCAAAGAAAGCUGCCUAUUGCUCACUCGAUGACUUUGUGUCACGUGACGUGACUAUUGUGUCCCCAGAUUUGGGGGUUUAUUUGUCACUGUCGUUCAUUCCGCUAUCUAGUAUGAGUAAAAUUAAUAGAUAACUCCGGAAACGGCGUUAUGGAGUAAUCCUAUUGGUACCAGUAAAACAUUUAGAUCUCAUUUUAAACAUGUUGUAUUUCAAUUUGCUUAUAAUGUCAUGAUAAAUAUAAUUUAUAACAAUUACAUACUUAAUAAAGUAAUCAUUUGCCAUAAGUGAUAAAAAAAUUCUUACACCAUUUACAAUAUGAAGGCUUUGGGAUGUUAUCUUGUUCGCUUCUGUUCAUGCGUUUUGUCUGGAUAAAUUUAAAAAACACUAAACUGGCCAGAUUCUCCCUACUAUAAAUUUGUACCUUAACAUUUUCUAAAUAAAGUCUAUUUUCUAUUUACUGGAAUUAAAGUACAAUUUACUCUCACCGCCAGGCAAACGAAGUUCCUCAUACCCCUAACAUGAAAUGCUUCAAAGUUUUUAUACGAGAUUAUUAGAAUAUCGGUGCAUAAUAUUUGCCGCCAUGAUUAAUAAUACUUAACACUUUUGGGCGUCAUCUAUACGCGUUCAGUAGCAAUUUGCUAUGUACUAAAUUCAUACAGUAAGUACAAAAUAUUUACUAAAGAUUUUUAGGGAGAAGGUUUUUUUAGUGAAUCCAUCCAAUAAGGAUCACAUUGUAAGUGAAACUGCAAAAUGCUGUUUAUUGCAUAUAGAUGUCGCUCAAAUCUAUUUCGGUAACAUAAAUGCUUCCACUACUCGCACCCCUAAUUAACUCAUUCUCCAUGUUUUACAUAGUAAAUAACUCAAUCUAAUUUAGCUAAGAUUUUGUGAAGUACAUAGAUAGAAAUGUCUGGGUGUUACAUUUCAUAAUUUUUAUUUAACUUUCACAUUAAUCAGCUUUAAAGUCUCUAACAUUAUCUAAAAAUCAUCUGUGUAAAUAAAUAUGUAUAUCAGAUUCUGCAAAUAUCAAUAUUUAAAAAUGAUUUCAUAUGCAUAUUAUUAUGCUACAUUCCUUCCAUUUGCGACUGAUACUGGAUAGUAUAACAUCCUAUGUUGUACUUGAGACUUGAAUGUGUUAAUAAUAUCCUAACUCGAAUUUUGGCAAAGCAAAGUUAUUGAAAUUUGAACAUUUAACGUUAUAUUUUGUAAGCUAUGUACAAUUUCGUUCAUUAAGCUUUCGAUUUUUAUAACAUUCAAAUGAUUUUUAUCACAUUAUUUUUAUCUAUUUUUUACGAUUAGACCCGCUGUUGUUAAUUUAUUAUUUUUUCAUAAUUAUGAGACAGUAUGCAUUUAUUAUUUUAAUUAUGCAAACCAGCAGGUAGCGGUUCUAACGGUAAAUUGUAAACGAGUCAGACUUUCCUGCCAAUUCUUCCUGAGAAUGUGUUAUUAUAUUUGCUUUCUGCAGUCACAAAUCUGUUACUAUUAUACUAUGAUUAUAUAAAAAUAAACUCUUUCAUCAGAACUACAGAAAAGAAGCGAUAAGGCAUUACAAUUGGUACUACACCUGUCUAUACAUUUUGGUCUUGACAUAGUCUAGCUUGCUACAUAACAAAGUAUUAUUCCCUUGCUCACUAUGGAAAUGUGGAUACAGUAAUGCCGUAACAUUUUUGAAUAAGAAUGUACUAAUCUUUAACAUCCAUUCUGAUUAUAGCCAUCUGUUAGCUUCUCAUACGUCGUAUUGCUAGGAUUCCCCGCACCAGACAGAGUCGGCGGUGCCUCGAGAACAUUAUACUAUCACAUCAUAAAAAUAAUUCGCGUAAAAUAUUUGAGGCAUUUCAAUUACAAAUGUAAGCGUAAGUUCACGGUAUAUAACCAUUAAGUUGAGAAUACACGACUGUGUACACUCAUAACAAUGCAGUAUCGACGCAUAAUGUUACGAAGCUAAAAAUGCAAAUUGUAAAUUUUAAUAAGAUCCCAAACGAUUUAUAAAAUUUCAAAUCACAAGACACUAUUAAUUAGACUAGUUUUGAUUCUAAAAUGGCAACUAAACAGUUGUUUGUCUCACAUAAAAUAUACUAGUUACACAAAUGUAACUUCAUUACUUUUAAUAUCACUGCAUCGUUACACAAUUAUGUAAACAACAUGUAUCGAGAUUUACACCUUUCGGACAGUUUACAAUGAGUAGAAGUGUAAAUAUUUACAACGAGAGUAAAACUUUAAUAAUAGUACUUAUAGAUAGAAAACUCUAACUCAUCUAAAAUAGGUGAAUUAUCACUAGGAGUCUAGAUUCAGUGACAUCUAAGAGGUGAUAUAAAUAAAUAAAAAUAAAAUUAUAUUUUACUCAUUGUACACUGUAUAUUCCGUGGGGCACGUCCGUUCUUUUCGAAAUUUCUUUCGUUGGUUGAAAGUCGAUCACAAUGGGACGCCCGCUAAAUGGCAACUGGGUUGGCGACUGUUAUUGUGAAGUCAAUUCCUUUAAUUAGAUGUUUUGUUGCCAAAUAAUUAACUAGCUGCCGAUAACUACAAAACCCAUUUUGAUCAGGCAUUCGAGCAACUGAUGCUUUAUUUAUUAUGCAAAUAUCUUCAAGAUUUCGAACGGAUUUGUGCCACGAAAGUUCAUAAUCGCGUACCGUACGCUACAAAAUACUGUAUUUCAUUUAACCGAUGUCAGAUCACGCUAGUCCCGCGGAGAGACCGCUAUUUACAACAUAUAAUUAUAUUUACAUCGAGCUAGAGUCCGUGCCUCGAACUAAGCUAACUAUUUAACAUUAUCAUACUGUCUUCCAAUAGACAUUUUACAUUUACGAAGGUCUUUUUGUGCCUUGAAGAUAAACAUGAUUUAUCAGAGUAUAGAAGACACAUUUACAGAAUUAAAAGUUUUUUUUAAUAAAUAUAACACUCUUUAAGAAUUGUUACUCCAGGAUCAACCAUGGAUGUAAUAAAUCUUAGGUUUCAGUAUUUUUUUUUGUAAGAACUAAGUUUUUUUUACAUUUUUGUGUGUUGAAACCUUACAACUAAAAUAAUAGACACAAAAAGACCAUACUAUUUCCUGAACAUUCUACUGAAAAGAUGGUUUGAUCACUUUAGUGUACUCUGACACUUAGCAUAUCUGCCCUAAAAUGUGAUUUUUUCGUUUCUUACAAUUAUCAUUUUGAUACCUUCUACAUAUAAAAUCUUGAAUAUAUUGUAGAUUUUAUACAAAGUAGAUAUCGUUAAGGGUUUGGUGUCUAACCAGGAUGUACAAACAUACUUGAACGGGCACAAGCCCCAGCUUUUUGACAGAUUAUCAAGUGUUAAUCAGCCGGUCAGAUCCUGUACUUAAUUUAUUAAUAAGUAGAUUCACUGGAAUCCAAAAU
Messenger RNA from Ostrinia nubilalis (European corn borer), 4831 nucleotides. Its product is annotated as diphthine methyltransferase. Gene Ontology annotation, biological process: protein histidyl modification to diphthamide. Lineage: Eukaryota; Metazoa; Arthropoda; Insecta; Lepidoptera; Crambidae. The record is from RefSeq and is a predicted model, not a curated record. The coding region runs from base 282 to 1319 and encodes 345 amino acids. Gene Ontology annotation, molecular function: diphthine methylesterase activity; protein binding. The transcript is spliced from 5 exons. Gene Ontology annotation, cellular component: cytoplasm.